Molecule: messenger RNA, 798 nt
Organism: Chenopodium quinoa (quinoa)
Lineage: Eukaryota; Viridiplantae; Streptophyta; Magnoliopsida; Caryophyllales; Amaranthaceae
Product: protein MAIN-LIKE 1-like
Exons: 1
Coding region: 1-798 (265 amino acids)
Biological process (GO): meristem maintenance; meristem development
Source: RefSeq, a predicted model, not a curated record
AUGGACGGUGGGCCCGAGGAUGGGAGCGUUAUUCCUAGUUUCGGGGCCCAUGUUGCUCGGUAUAUUUGGGAUGGGGAAGAUCGACAGUUUUUGCGGUGUCAUACUAGAGCUGGUGUGUGUAGAGACUUGACUGACUGGCUAGAGCGAUUUACGACUGCCACUACUACGCGGAUACGACAGACUGGGUUGUCGCACCUGCCUAGCAUUAUGCACGACCACCUUGAUUUUCCGCUGAUUUCUGCUUUUGUUAAGAGAUGGCAGCCAGACACGAACACAUUCCACCUACCUUUUGGUGAGAUGACCAUCAUGUUGCACGAUGUACACCACAUACUUGGUAUUCGGGUUGAUGGGGAUAUGGUUAUCGGUGAUCUCCCUAUUGACCAGUAUAGGACAUUGGUAGGUGGGUUGUUACAGUUGACUCUGGAGGAGCUACAGGUCAAGACUCAGAAUGCCAUCUACAAGAACGGUGGCGUCCAUACUGACCAGAUUAUUGCUAGGUGUCGUAGUGAGGAGCAGCCGGAGGCGGUUCAGGCCAUUGGUUACAUGUGGGUCCUUUUGGGUAACACGCUCUUUACUGACAAGAGCGGUACCCGUACUCACCCUUCUUUUCACAGUGAGUUGUGUAUCGAGGAUAACCUGGAGAGGUUGACGAGAUACUCCUGGGGUUUAGCCACACUAGCGUACUUGUAUCGUCAGCUCGGGCAUGCCACCCGAAAUGGAUGUGAUUCUAUCGCGGGUUGUCUAACUCUUCUACAGGCUUGGAUAUACGAGUACUUUCCAUGUUUUCAGCCUCACUAG